Molecule: messenger RNA, 462 nt
Organism: Pyricularia pennisetigena
Lineage: Eukaryota; Fungi; Ascomycota; Sordariomycetes; Magnaporthales; Pyriculariaceae
Exons: 1
Coding region: 1-462 (153 amino acids)
Source: RefSeq, a predicted model, not a curated record
AUGCAGACAGACCUCUGGUUCACCAGUGAAACACCCCACGAGCCUCAACCCUCAGCCAGCACCCCGGCCAUCUCCUCCCUCCCAACCCUCCGCACGACCACAUACCUCCCGAGCACCCCGGCCCACCUGUCCGCCAGCAGACAUGACAGCAGGUGCUUGCAGCACGGCACGCCCUGCGCCUCGCGGCCGCGCGUGCCGUCCAGGCUCAAGCCGCCAAAUUCCAGCUCGCGCGGCGUCGGCCACGCCGCCGGCUCCAAACCGGCAGCACCGGCAUCAUCAUCAUCAUCAUCAUCAUCACCACCACCCCUCCCUCCGCCGCCAGGGAACGCGGAGAACGCAAACGCCGCACACGUGCAGUUCCACGCGGCCAGGUGCACGACGUACGUCCUCUGCGGCUUUGGCGGGUCGGCCGCCCGGCUGCGGUGGCGAGGAUGGGGCUGCUGUGCCGAGCGGACGUGGUAG